UUCAGCGAAGACAAAAACAACGCUCGCUCCAAUUUACCGGCGUGACAGUUGAACAACAACAAUCAAGCUUCCGGUUUUUCCCCAUUCUUACUAGAGAGUUCACUAGCAUGAUCUUGUGAGCGUAAAAUCAACAAGUUUAUGUAUAAUAUAUUUACGUGUACGCUAGGUACAUUUUAUUAUUUUGUUUUGUCGUGGAAUAAGAGCACCGAAAGAGCUAUUACUGACUUUGAUACACCGCUUUAUUUGACCAUUACACUGCGGGCAACUUCCAAUACGGGUUAUUAUGAGCGAAGGAGAGGUAUUCCAUGAGAAGCAGCGACUGGAGUUGUGCGCCAUUCAUGCUCUGAACAACGUUCUGCAAGAACAAGUGUUCACCAAGGAGACGGCAGAUGACAUCUGCAAGCGGCUCGCUCCACAGUGUGUGGUGAACCCUCACCGCUCGAUGCUGGGCACAGGCAACUAUGACGUCAACGUCAUCAUGGCUGCCCUACAGAGCAGAGAGUUGGCUGCAGUAUGGUGGGACAAACGCAGAACAGUACAGAGUCUCUGUGUUGACAAGGUCCAGGGGUUCAUCCUGAACGUUCCGUCACGUGUCUCUCUUGGAAUUGUGUCCCUCCCCGUCAAGCGGCGGCACUGGCUUGCAGUGCGCCAGGUUAAUGGACACUACUACAACCUCGACUCCAAACUAAAGAGUCCUGUCUGCAUUGGGAACGAAGCAGAUCUCCGUACAUUUCUCAGUGAAGUUCUGUCUCCGGACGUGGCAGAGAUGCUCCUGGUUGUGAGGAGGGACGUGGAGGAGUACGGAACCUGGCUGAACUCUGAUGACCUCAGGAACUGAUUCCUCUGGCCUGGGCAUUCCUUCAUUCAUUCAGCAUGGGACUCAAAACUCCUGCUCUACUCUGGAAAAACAAAUAACAUUUUAGAAAACAAGAGGCGCUUAACAAAAAGUACAUAUUUCAGGAAAUGCAUUACCGGUUGCUGAGGAGUGUGGGCACUCUUAGACACGAAGUGCCAAAGAUCAUUUAAGAUGACGAGGGAUUUCUGUCCCAAAUUACUCGUUUGUAACAGUUUACUGACUGUUUGGAUUUCUACACUACAGCUGCAUCUAUAUAUUUUUCCUUCCUUCUUCCUAUGCACUGCACUGUCGAGGUAGAUCAGUUAGAACUAGUUUCUUUGUUAUUCUAUGCACUGAGGUAGAUCCGUUAGAACUAGUUUGUCUUUGUUAUUCUAUGCAAAGAGGAGGUACAGAGGCGGCACUGGAUGUCGUGUUGACAACUGACUGUGUGAAAAUAAUGCUUCUGUUUGUUCUGUCUACAUCUAACUAUGCAUAUCCGAGUGAAUGGGAGCAUUGUCUUUCUGUUACACGCGCUCAAACUACACACACAGUCAGAGGAUAUAAAGAAAAUGUUAUUUAUAUGUAA
Molecule: messenger RNA, 1421 nt
Organism: Oncorhynchus keta (chum salmon)
Lineage: Eukaryota; Metazoa; Chordata; Actinopteri; Salmoniformes; Salmonidae
Product: josephin-2
Exons: 5
Coding region: 284-838 (184 amino acids)
Biological process (GO): protein deubiquitination
Molecular function (GO): cysteine-type deubiquitinase activity
Source: RefSeq, a predicted model, not a curated record